Molecule: messenger RNA, 720 nt
Organism: Fusarium pseudograminearum CS3096
Lineage: Eukaryota; Fungi; Ascomycota; Sordariomycetes; Hypocreales; Nectriaceae
Exons: 3
Coding region: 1-720 (239 amino acids)
Biological process (GO): fatty acid beta-oxidation
Cellular component (GO): peroxisome
Molecular function (GO): delta(3)-delta(2)-enoyl-CoA isomerase activity; enoyl-CoA hydratase activity
Source: RefSeq, a predicted model, not a curated record
AUGUACGAAAACCUUCAAGUCGAGCGUCGUGAGGAUGUCUUCAUCCUUACUCUGCAGAAGCCACCAGAGAACCGUCUCACGUCACAAUUCUGUCAAGAGAUCAUCCGGGCUUUGAACGAUGUUCGCAAGGAACUAGGCCCUGACGCGCCUGGCGCUGUCAUCAUUCGUGGCAAUGAUACCAAGUUCUUCUGCACGGGUCUAGAUCUGUACGAACGAGACACAAACCCAUACGCCAGUUCCGAGGGAUUUUACCCGCUCGUUGCAACUCUCCUGGAUUUCCCAUUGCCUACCAUCUGUCUCAUCACUGGACACACGUUUGGAGGCGCGUCAGUAAUGACAUUGGCGCAUGACUAUCGCAUCAUGAAUGCUGCACGUGGGUACUGGUGCAUGCCGGUAGCAGAGCUCGGCCUUCACUUCGAUGGAAUGGGCACUCUUUUGAGAGCCAAGCUACGACCACAGACAGCCAGGAAGGUUAUCCUACAGGGUCACAAGUUCACAUCUAGUGAGGCAUUGGCAGGUGGAAUUGUGGAUGAGAUAGCCCCGCCGGAGGAGAUGCUGGAUCGUGCAUUGGAGCUUGCCAACACGGUCAAGUCCAAGGCAAAGAUGGGCGUCUAUGGAUUGCUGAGAGGAGAGUUAUAUGGCGAGGCGCUGAGGGCGUUCCAGCAGAUUAGUUAUGUCCAUUCUCGCCUCAAUUCCCGCCAGGCAAAGGUCAAGCUUUAG